Brenthis ino (lesser marbled fritillary) is the source of this 555-nucleotide messenger RNA. The record is from the annotation of a GenBank genome assembly. Lineage: Eukaryota; Metazoa; Arthropoda; Insecta; Lepidoptera; Nymphalidae.
AUGGAGUUUACAGUCUCACAUAUAGAGAAAUUAGCUGAACUUUUAAAGGCGCCUGAACCAGAAGUAUUGCAAGGAGAAGAUUUAGUGCCGACAAAUUACGAGAUAACAGCAACAAGGGAUAAAAAUUCUACACCAAUUUUAUCUCAAAAAACUCCAUCGAACAUCGAGGAAUAUGAAGAGCAACAGGAUAAAGAAGCAGAACAAAUGAGUAAAGUAGGGUUUGGAACAGGAGAUCGUAAAACACCUACCUACACUAUGAAUUAUCAACAAUCUGUCAGCGCUGAGGACGUGUUCCUGCAGAUAGGACCUAAAACGCCUUCAUCAGCAAGUUGCGAAAAUUUAAUAGUUAGAGUGUCUAUGCCAGGAGAUAAGAAAGAAAAUAUUGACUUAUCCGUGGAUACUAUAAGCGUAACUAUCAACUCUUCGCAAUAUCAUUUGAAGCUUUCUCUACCACACGAAGUUAACCCUGACACUUCAAAGGCCAACUGGGACGCUAAUGAAGAAAUUUUACUUUUAACUUUAAAUCUUCAAAGAGAAUUUGAUUUUGUUAAUUUC